Emiliania huxleyi CCMP1516 is the source of this 2702-nucleotide messenger RNA. RefSeq lists its product as hypothetical. Gene Ontology annotation, molecular function: helicase activity; ATP binding; RNA binding. The record is from RefSeq and is a predicted model, not a curated record. The transcript has 11 exons. NCBI's taxonomy places the organism in Eukaryota, Haptophyta, Isochrysidales, Noelaerhabdaceae. Bases 19 to 2379 code for a protein of 786 amino acids.
ACGCUACCUGGAACGGGCAUGCGCGCCCUCUUCUCGCUGGUCGCAGUCACUACUGCUGCGGCGCUCACUGCACCGUAUCACGCAGCGAGCCGUCACGCGGUGCACCACCGCCACGCUCCGCCCAUCGCGGUCGCUCCCGCCAACGGCGCCUCCUCGCCGCUCGCCGGCGGCGGGCCGCUCGAGCUGCUGGAGCUGGGCGCACCGGCCGACCUGACAGUCGGCUCCGAGAGCCUCGACAUCGAUCUGGACCUCGAUCUCGACGCGGCCGACCCGACCGCCGCCAUUGAGCGCGCGCUCCGGUCAGAGGGCCGCGGCGGCGAGAGCGCGCUGGGCGGGGCGGAGGAGGACACGGAGGACGAGGAGGAGGAGUACGACCCGGAGCGGCCGCCGAUUGCGUCGUUCGACGUGGGCGCGGCGACGGUCGCCGUCCUCGCCGCCAAGGGCAUCACCCACUUCACGCCCAUCCAGGCCAAGUCCUUCAGCCUGCUCAAGGGCGGCGCAGACAUGCUCGGCCGCUCGCGGACCGGCACAGGAAAGACGCUCGCCUUCGCGCUGCCGCUCAUCACGGCGCUGGCGGAGCUGCAGGAGCCGGGCGAGAGACUGCCGCGCGGCCGCACGCCCCGGAUGGUCGUCCUCGCCCCCACGCGCGAGCUCGCUCGCCAAGUGUCGGAGGUCUGCUCCAUGCUCGCCGCGCCGCACCGGCUUCGCACCGUCCUCUUCCACGGCGGCGUGCCAUACCCGCCGCAGCAGCGGGCGCUGCGCGACGGAGUCGACGUGCUCAUCGGCACGCCGGGCCGGAUCAUCGACCACCUCAACGAGGGGGCGCUCGACCUCUCGGCCGUCCGGUUCGCAGUGCUCGACGAGGCGGAUGAGAUGCUCAACAUGGGCUUCAAGGACGACGUCGAGACCAUCCUGCAGGCGACCGACGACUCGCUCCGCCAGACCGUCCUCUUCUCCGCCACUCACCCGCCCUGGGUCAAGUCGGUCGCGCGAGAGUACCAAAAGUCGCCCGAGCUGAUCGACGUAGUCGGCCGUGGCCGCAGCGAGGCGGCGUCGACAGUCCAGCACAUCGCCGUCCUGACUCCUGACGCAGAGGCGAGCCGCGCGCGCACGCUCGCCGACCUCAUCUCAGUCCACGCCACGGGCGCCGACACGCGCACCAUCGUCUUCACCGCGACCAAGCGCGAGGUGGACGAGCUCUGCGUCUCUGCGGCGCUGGCGCCGCUGUCCGCGCAGCCGCUGCACGGCGACAUCUCGCAAAAGGCGCGCGAGACCACGCUGCAAAAGUUCCGCGACGGCCACUUCCCCGUGCUCGUCGCCACCGACGUCGCCGCGCGCGGCAUCGACAUCGAGGGCGUCGACCUCAUCGUGCAGUACCGCCUGCCGCAGGACUCGGAGUCGUACGUCCACCGCUCCGGCCGCACCGGCCGCGCCGGCCGCUCGGGCACCGCGAUCCUGCUGCACUCGGAGCGCGAGCGGAGGUCGGUCGGCGACCUCGAGCGGCGCACCGGCAUCCGGUUCGCGAAGCAGGGACCGCCGUCCGUCCAGACGGUGAUGGGCGCCGCCGCCGCGCUCGUGCCCCGCCGUAUCGGCACCGUCGACCCGCGGCUGCUGCCCUACUUUAAGGAGGCGGCGGCGGCGCUGCUCGAGGGCGACGACGCGCUGCAAAAGGUGGCCGCCAUGUGCGCGGUCGUCGCGGGGCAGUCCUCCCUCUCGCAGCACUCUCUGCUCACUGGGGAAGAGCACCUCAAGACGCUUCUCGUCGAAGCGACGGACGGCGCUCCCCUCGAGGCCCGCGACGCGGUCGCCUCGGUCGCGCAGCUCGUCCCCUCCCUCAACGGCGAGCGGUGCGCCGAUAGCAUCGGCAAGAUCCGGCAGUGCGCCUCGCCGUGCAAGGUGGUGUUUGACCUGCCCGACGAGAUGGCGGACGCCGUCGUCGCCGCCUUCGACGCCCUCGCCGCCACAGACGGCGGCGAGGACGGGGCGGCGCGCCCUUCCGGCCGCCGCCCCACCCUCCUUGACUCGGGCGUCCUCUCCAUCUCCGCGUGCGCAGAGCUCCCCGAGCUGCGCCCGCUCGGCGGCCGCGGCGGCGGCGGGCGCGGCGGCGGCCGCGGCGGCCGAUUCGGAGGGCGCGGCCGCGGAGGUGGGUACCCAGGAGGCAGCAGCCGCUCGGGGUACCGCGGCGGCGGAGGCCGCUCGUAUGACGACCGCGGCGGAUACCGCGGCGGCGGAGGAGGAGGAGGGUACCGCGGAGGCGGCGGCGGCGGCGGCGGCGGCUACCGUGGCGGCGGCGGGUACCGCGGCGGCGGGGGCGGCGGCUACCGCGGCGGGGGCGGUGGUGGAGGAGGAGGGGGGUGGCGCGCCCGCGGCGCGGACUGAGGAUGAGCCGCCGCCGUUGUUCUCCCGUGUGCCGCAUGGUGUGCCUGUCUGGUUUCUGCGCAUGCCCCUCCCCCGAUCCCCUCUCAACCCGCUGUGCCCCGGUGCCGUACCCGGGCCGCUCCAAGCGUCGUGCUCGACCCCCUACGUGGCUCAGCCCUUGCGCCCGCGGUCCGAUGUGUGCGAGGAAGACCAUCUCUUGUGACUGCGACAUGCCGGGGUCGGGUGUGGGUAACCUGGCUAUGGGCGCCGGCGCCGGCACGCCGCACGCGCUGGGCGGUCGAGGGGAUUUGACCACGCGUUGAGUUUUCUUGUUUUGCACUUUC